Perognathus longimembris pacificus (Pacific pocket mouse) is the source of this 533-nucleotide messenger RNA. RefSeq names its product prothymosin alpha-like. Gene Ontology annotation, cellular component: nucleus. Lineage: Eukaryota; Metazoa; Chordata; Mammalia; Rodentia; Heteromyidae. Gene Ontology annotation, molecular function: histone binding. The transcript has a single exon. The record is from RefSeq and is a predicted model, not a curated record. Gene Ontology annotation, biological process: positive regulation of transcription by RNA polymerase II; negative regulation of apoptotic process. Bases 129 to 449 code for a protein of 106 amino acids.
UCCUGCGUCUUGCUCGCCUCGGCCUCCUCAGCCACUGCCGAGACUCUGGCAGCUCCCUUGCCUGAGUCCCCCCAGCUCUCCCUUUCUUUUUUUCCUCGCUGCACCGGAUCACCGGCGUGCCCCCCACCAUGUCAGACGCGGCUGUGGACCCCAGCUCUGAGAUCACCACCAAGGACUUGAAGGAGAAGAAGGAAGUCGUGGAGGGAACAGAGAAAGGAAGAGACGCCUCUGCCAAUGGGAAUGCUAAUAAGGAAAAUGGGGAACAAGAGGCUGAUAAUGAGGUAGAUGAAGAAGGUGGAGAGGAAAAGGAGGAGGAAGAAAGUGAUGGUAAGGAGGAGGAUGGAGAUGAAGAUGAGGAGGCCAAUGCAGCUACAGGCAAACAGGCAGCUGAAGAUGAGGAGGAGGAGGAUGUUGAUACCAAGAAGCAGAGGACUGAUGAGGAUGACUAGACAGCAGAAAAGGAAAAGUUAACUCAAAAAAGGCCGCCAUGACCUGUUCCCCCUCCACUUCCCGUUUCAGAAUCUAAACGUGGU